Messenger RNA from Olea europaea var. sylvestris, 1092 nucleotides. Its product is annotated as expansin-A15-like. The transcript is spliced from 4 exons. Gene Ontology annotation, biological process: plant-type cell wall organization. Gene Ontology annotation, cellular component: extracellular region. The coding region runs from base 84 to 827 and encodes 247 amino acids. The record is from RefSeq and is a predicted model, not a curated record. Lineage: Eukaryota; Viridiplantae; Streptophyta; Magnoliopsida; Lamiales; Oleaceae.
AUUUUCACAUUAUCCUCAUUCAACCUCCUCUUGGUUCUUCACAUUCCAUCUGCAAUUCUUUCAAACCCUAAACUCAAAAGAAAAUGGUAAUAAUUGGAAUUGUUUAUGCUGUUUUUCUUGCAAUGGUAUCAUCUGUCCAUGGUUAUGGAGGGUGGAUUAAUGCUCAUGCCACCUUCUAUGGUGGAAGUGAUGCCUCUGGAACAAUGGGUGGAGCUUGUGGUUAUGGAAAUCUGUACAGCCAAGGGUAUGGUACAAACACUGCAGCACUGAGUACAGCUCUGUUCAACAAUGGGCUUAGCUGUGGUUCAUGUUAUGAAGUCAAGUGUGUGAAUGAUGGGAAAUGGUGCUUGCCAGGGUCCAUUGUGGUCACAGCCACCAAUUUCUGCCCACCAAAUAACGCCCUCCCAAAUAAUGCAGGAGGAUGGUGCAACCCUCCCCUGCACCACUUUGAUCUCUCCCAGCCUGUCUUCCAGCACAUUGCACAGUACAGAGCUGGAAUUGUCCCUGUUGCUUACAGAAGGGUGCCCUGCAGGAGACGAGGUGGCAUAAGGUUCACCAUAAAUGGUCACUCCUACUUCAAUUUAGUACUCAUAACCAAUGUUGGUGGUGCUGGUGAUAUACAUACAGUGUCCAUCAAAGGGUCGAGGACUGGUUGGCAGCCGAUGUCAAGAAACUGGGGACAAAAUUGGCAAAGCAACUCUUAUCUUAAUGGCCAAAGCCUCUCGUUUAAGGUCGUUGCUGGUGAUGGCAGAAGUAUAGUAUCCUAUAAUGUUGCACCCCCGAGCUGGUCUUUUGGACAGACCUACACUGGAGGGCAAUUCAAUUGAACGGAGCAUUAGAAAGUACUCGACAAUAUUAUUUUACUGCUGUGAAAGUGUUAUACGAUUAGUAUAAGUGUUUAGUUUUUAACUACUAUGGUCACUGGAAUUAGUAUUGUGACCUGAGAAGGGCAUAUAUGAAAAUGCCAUUCCUUUUGUUUUCCAUGUUACCCUUCUGCUGCAGAAGGCAGAAGAUAACAGAGGUGCAGAUGGUACCACCCGCCUUCUAAUUGAAGAAUGGUAUUAUAAAUAUUUUUACUUUAAAUUGAAAUCA